UCAACUAGAGCCUGCGUUGGUUAAUUUUGUCUCUCUUCAAUUCUUUUAUUUUUUUACUAGAUUUUAAACUCAAAAAAACCUUAAAACCAGAGUACUAUUUACUUAUUUUCAACAAUUUAGGAACUGAAACUCACAAACAUGUCAACAAGCACCCAAGUGGUGGUUCUCGACAACGGCGGAGGUCUAAUCAAAGCAGGAUUCGGCGGCGAACGCAACCCCUCCGCCAUUCUCCCCAACUGUCUCCACAAACCCCUCGCCUCCAAAAAAUGGCUCCACCCAAAUCCCCUCAACACCCCCGCCUCCGCCGACCAAGACCUCACCUCCGCCUCCGUCCGCCGUCCCAUGGAUCGCGGCUACCUAAUAAACCCCGACCUCCAGCGCGAAAUCUGGUCCCACCUCUUCACCUCCAUCCUUCGCAUAAACCCUUCCCAAUCCUCCCUCCUCCUCACCGAACCCCUCUUCUCUCUCCCUUCCAUCCAACACUCCCUUGACGAACUCGUCUUUGAAGAUUUCAACUUCACCUCCCUCUACGUCGCUGACUCCCCUUCCCUCGUUCAUCUCUACGAAACCAGCCGCAGCCCUAACGGCCUUCUCUCUAAAGCACAAUGCAGUCUCGUCGUCGAUUGCGGUUUCUCCUUCACGCACGCUUCACCUGUCUUUCAAAACUUCACUCUCAACUACGCGGUUAAGCGAAUCGAUUUAGGUGGAAAAGCCCUAACGAACUACCUCAAGGAACUUAUUUCCUUUCGCUCUGUUAAUGUCAUGGAUGAAACCUUCAUCAUUGACGAUGUUAAGGAGAAUCUCUGCUUUGUUUCUGUUGAUGUCCCAAGACACCUUGACAUUGCUAGAAAGAGUGGAAGAGAGAAUCUCUUGAGGUGUACUUAUGUGCUACCUGAUGGUGUCUCGCACACAAAAGGGUUUCUUAAAUAUCCUGAACAAGCUAAGAGGUAUCUUGUUCCUGAUUGUAAGAAGGAGAAUAUCGAUGAUCACGAGGAAAUUCCUCAACAACAGCAUGAGAACAAUAGACAGAAAGUUGAUUUGACCAAAAAUGAAUUUGACUUGACCAAUGAACGGUUUCUUGUCCCAGAGAUGAUUUUCCGUCCAGCUGAUUUGGGAAUGAACCAGGCUGGGCUUCCAGAUUGUAUCGUACGAGCAGUAAAUGCCUGCCAUCCGCACCUCCACCCCGUACUCUAUGAAAGCAUCAUUUUAACUGGUGGGAGCACCUUGUUUCCUCACUUUGCUGAGAGACUAGAGAAGGAGCUUCGGCCUUUGUUUCCUGAUGACUAUAAUGUGAAGAUAACUACACAAGAAGAGUGUUUGGCGUGGAGGGUCUCUCCUGGCAUCAAGUCCCGAUUUUGAUUCAAUGUGUGUGACUAAGGCUGAGUAUGAGGAGCAUGGUUCUGCUAGAUGUCGCAAGAGAUUUUUUCAUUGACAAUGCAUGCUACAAAUGCAGAUAUGCAAAUAUGUACACUAACAUGUACUGUUUAGUUGUUGAGAUUCAUACAGCUAAUCCAUACAAAUGGCACUUAGGAGAGAUUGCCAAUGGAAAAAGUAUGCAAAUUGAGUCGCCCCGGUUUCUUGGAACAAAGGUGUGAAGUUUGGAUGACAUACAUUUUUUCAAGCAUCAUGAUGCUGGUCGACUGGUAUUGGAUCUGUUUGCGAAGGAUAGUAACUUCCAUUCUAUAUGGGAGUAUGGCGUGCUUUUGAAGUGCCAACUAGGGCCUAUCUCUCUCAAAAUCACCAGGAUGGUAACUUCUCUUUUAAAUUGUUGUCAAAGACCAAAAUGUCUCUUUUAAAUUAUUGUUGCAAAAAUUCAAUUCUCUCUGUUAAAACAUUGUCAUUAGGAAAAAUUAACAAUUUUAUAGUGAGUUAGGUAGGAAUUAACAUUGUCAUUGGUUUCUAUUUUAAUUUAACAAUUUUUUUUUGUUGCUAAAACUGAACAGAUAGUAAUAAAAAGGCGCAUAAUAAAUUUCACCGCAUGAAAUCUGAUUAAGUUUGAACAAUAAUAAAUUUUACUGGAUGUUGAGUUUGAACAAUUUUAUGCAACUAAUUAACUAAUUGAUAUUUAUUAUCGGCAAUAUUGAGAAAAAUAUGUGAAGGUAAAAGAUCUUUUGUAAGAUGAAUUCUACCGUAAUCUGAAAGUUGUUACAACUUGCAAUAGUUUUCAUUAUGUAGAAACAUAAGUUUUUUCUAGUGAGUGACUAAAUAAUGAUAAGUUUAUGUUUAUUAAUGACGCGUU
This is a messenger RNA of Vicia villosa (hairy vetch), 2239 nucleotides long. Its product is annotated as actin-related protein 6-like. NCBI's taxonomy places the organism in Eukaryota, Viridiplantae, Streptophyta, Magnoliopsida, Fabales, Fabaceae. Gene Ontology annotation, cellular component: Swr1 complex. The transcript has 6 exons. Gene Ontology annotation, molecular function: nucleosome binding. The record is from RefSeq and is a predicted model, not a curated record. The coding region runs from base 139 to 1359 and encodes 406 amino acids.